AUGCAGCACCUGCCAGCUCUGUUCCGUGCAGGUGCUUCCCAGCUCUUGAUGCUGCCUCUGAGCAGAGGCUUUCAUCAAAUAGUCCCGGCAGCAAAGAAGUCAGGUGCUCAAAAGGCAGAAGCGGAGCGGCCGCUGCGGGCCGAGGCGGUCGCGGCGCUGCAGGCGCCCAGGCUGCAGCGGGAGCAGCGCAGCUGCCGCGCGCGGCCUCGUUUCCCGCCUCUUUGGCUCCUGGCGUGCACCGCGCUCCGCUCAGCGCCCGCGGCCCCUGCGUGCAGCCGCCCUGCCUCGGGCGCCGCCCGCGGGGACUGCCUCGGGCGCAGGCGUUCCUGCCGGCACCGGCCGGGUCCGGCGCUAAGCGGACGGUCGGCUCCGGCCGGGCCGGAAAGGACCCGCGGCCGGACAGCGCCUUCCUCACAGCGGUGCCUCGCCCUUCUCUCCCUCAGCGCCCCAGGCUCGGUGCGGCUGCCGUCGCCGUCACCGCGGCAGGUGUGUCGGGCUCCGGGAAGCCGGGGACAGGUGAUGGCUGCUGCCGUUGAGCCUGCAAGCUCUGAGGAGGAACAGCUUCUUGGGAAGAGAGAAGCUACGACCUGGAAACCUCAAAAAGUGCUGCAAGCUGCUGCUGUGUAUGAAGCUGAGGACUGGGAUAAAGAAUUGGAGGACUCUGAAUGUAACCCUUAUGAUGCUGAUGAUUUCCACUGUGGAAGCUUUCAGGAGAAUAAUCUUCUGGCCUCAUACUCAUGGCAAGAGGAUUCAUUUUACAACCCGAGCUGUCACCAUGCAGCUUCUCUUACAUUUGCACCACCAAUUAGAGUGACUGAGAUUGGCCAGUUUGAUGAUGCUGAUGAAUGAGGUUGACGCUGGUCAGAACUAAGUUUGCCUUCUGAGUUGGAUUAUUCUCUUCACUGACUGAGUCAUGUCAAGGCCUUUGUCUCGCUAAGGCCAGAAAUGCUCCUUCAUCUCCUGAGUUUGGCUUAGGCUGCUUCUGAGCUGCCUGUACAUAGACAGUACAUGCCCUCUGGAGACUGCAGGUGCUGGCUGUGAUGAGUCAAUGCAUUUCUGGACUUUUUGUUAUGUUCUGUUCUUUUGUGUUGUAGGUAAUUAAUUGUUUGGGAGGAAGUACUUACUUUCCAAACUUCAGCUUGACAUGCAGGUCCCUGUGUGUUGAUGUCACUUGGAGUUUUUUCCCUUUUUCAUUUAGUGCUGUCAAAUUUGUUCCAACAGCUUUAAAAACGUUGCCUCUUCCAGCCUGUCUGUUGUAUUUCCAUGUUGUCGUUCAUGGUUCUGUAUCCAAUAACAGAAUCAGUCAUGACAAAUACAGAAUGAGUUGGUUUGGGAUUAUUUUUACCUGUUUCCAGUAUAAAGGAAUUACAAAUAAAUGAUACCCAUUUUGCAGAUA
Molecule: messenger RNA, 1396 nt
Organism: Pogoniulus pusillus (Red-fronted tinkerbird)
Lineage: Eukaryota; Metazoa; Chordata; Aves; Piciformes; Lybiidae
Gene: COPRS
Product: coordinator of PRMT5 and differentiation stimulator
Exons: 5
Coding region: 1-849 (282 amino acids)
Cellular component (GO): nucleus
Molecular function (GO): histone binding
Source: RefSeq, a predicted model, not a curated record